Molecule: messenger RNA, 1284 nt
Organism: Penicillium canariense
Lineage: Eukaryota; Fungi; Ascomycota; Eurotiomycetes; Eurotiales; Aspergillaceae
Exons: 1
Coding region: 1-1284 (427 amino acids)
Biological process (GO): transmembrane transport
Cellular component (GO): fungal-type vacuole membrane
Molecular function (GO): transmembrane transporter activity
Source: RefSeq, a predicted model, not a curated record
AUGAUCGCUGCAGCAGGCUUUAUAGUCAUGUUCAUGACCUGCGCCAUAAUUUUUGCCUACGGUGUAUACCAAGCUAUCUACGAGGAAAUGGCCAAACAGACCCAAACGCCAUUUACUGGGACGUCUUCUUCCGUUAUCAGUUUGAUCGGAACUCUGUCCAUCGCCAUCAUGUCCAUGGGCGGGCCUUUCGUCAUGACAUGGGCUAAGCUGUACGGUCCACAGCCGGUGGUUAUGUGCGGUGGCGUUGUAUUUGGACUGGGGUGUAUUCUCGCCAGUUUGAGCGAGUCUGUUUGGGAAUUUGCCCUAACACAAGGCGUGCUGGUCGGAAUGGGCACCUGCAUGGCCUAUGUACCGACCAUGUCCGUUGCACCAACAUGGUUUGAUAAGCGCCGUGGCCUCGCCAUGGGCAUCGUGAUCUCAGGGUCCGCAUGCGGUGGGAUGGUCUGGCCCCCCGUGCUACGAGCCAUCACUUCUUCCAUCGGGUUCCGAAACGCGCUCCGUAUUUCCGGCGGCCUUGUGAUCCUGUUCGUCCCGCUGGCUGGCUUCACCUUGCGCUGGGAGCCCAGCUUCAAAGCCAAAGUCCAGGGUCAAACGGCCGGCCUUUCGAAGAAAACCGGCUGGAUCAAUGUACCACUGGUCAAUUGGCGGGUAGCCAAGUCCAAGAAGUUUGUCUCGCAAGCUCUGGGCUGCUUCUUGCAGUCGUCUGGGUACGCGACGCCACUCUUCUUCUACGCGGCGUUUGCACGUUCCCUGGGGCAUAGUGAGAGCAUGGCGGAUAAUUAUAUUACAAUCAGCAAUGCGGCCAACUUCGUCUCUCGUAUCUUCAUCGGAUAUAUGGCGGACAAGUUCGGCCGCCUGAACGUGCUCUUUUUGACGACAAUUCUGAGUUCGGUUACCGUCUUUGCGUUCUGGCUUCCGGCAACGUUUGCUGACCACUCCAUCUCCGGGACUGCGGCAGAUGUGCUGUUCGUCUUGUUCGCUAUCUUGUAUGGCUGCUUUGGCAGCGCAUACAUCUCGCUGUUCCCGGCCAGUUUGAUCGAGUUAUUCGGGGUGCAACACUUUACCUCGGUUAAUGGUGCACUCUACCUCAUUCGAGGAAUGGGUGCUCUGCUGGGGACGCCAUUGACCGGGUUAUUGUUGCCUGGACAGUCGGCGUUGUCGGCUCCGUUCAAUUACGAACGGGCGACUAUAACUGUGGGAGUCCUGCUCUUUGCUGCUAGUAUGGCGACUCUGUGGGUGAGGAUCGAGGGUGCAGCUGGCAAGGCUUGGACGUGGAAGCUGUAA